This is a messenger RNA of Folsomia candida, 8053 nucleotides long. RefSeq names its product zinc finger protein 423. NCBI's taxonomy places the organism in Eukaryota, Metazoa, Arthropoda, Collembola, Entomobryomorpha, Isotomidae. The transcript is spliced from 33 exons. The record is from RefSeq and is a predicted model, not a curated record. The coding region runs from base 404 to 7063 and encodes 2219 amino acids.
UUCCAACUUUCCCAAUCGAGUCAAAAAAGCACAAGUUUCACGUUGCUUAUUUGUCUUUCGUGUGCAAUUAUUUUCGAGUUUAAAAAAGUUGUGACAGACGGUCCUAAUUAAUUUGGGAAAGAUAACCCCAAAAGGAUAAGCCUGUCGUGGAUAAGUUUGCGGAAGCAAAUUCGCCGUGCCACACAUGAUGGAGACGAGUUAAAAUUGACUACCGAGAGUUUGUUUAUUUUUGUUUUGUUUCCGGAGGUCAAAGCCUUAUUUUUUGAUGAAAUUCGUGUAACUGUAAGCUGCUCAGAAUUUGAAUUGAUCGCUAGUUGGUGCUAUUAUUAACAGACGAGAGGGUACGCAACUUAAAGGGGACACCUUCGAUGGAGACAAUUUUUUUCUGCAAGGGACGGACACCAUGUCGCUUCUUCAUGAUGAUGCACAUUUAAACACCGCUAAAAGCAGUUUAGGAAGGGUAAUUGCUGCUCGAACUCCUGCAGAAUUGAAGAAAAGAUUAAUGGACGCUCAUCAGCCUCGACAUUCGAGCGAGGGAGUGAUAGUUUGCUGUGGUACUGCGUACUUGACCGUGGAAAGAUUACUUUAUCAUCAACAAGAAACCAAUUGUCAGAUUAGCAAUAUUUCGCCGUUUUCACGAGAGGAGGAAAAUCCAUUGGACGAAGUGUCUGGUGAAGAAGAUCAGGACCAGGAGCCGGACGAUAGCAAUGAAUUUGAUCCCAUAAUUGACUCUGUUGAAUCCCUCCAGGCUGAGGAUAUUGAAGACAUUGACAUUUUCGAAGAGGAACCGCGUGCCUUGAUUGAAAGCAAUCAAGAGGAUAUUUCCAGAUACAUCAGAGAUGCCUAUAAGAAUGCUGCUCAAUCAUCGUUUCGACAUGACAAUAAAAGAGAUCCGAUCGGACUAUCGCCGGAGGAUGAAGGACAGGAUGACGAUGAAGAUGAUGACGAGGACGAUGAUGUUGAGCAUGAAGGGUGGCAAAAUAUCGUAAACGAAGAUGACGACGACGAUAAUAAUGUCAUGCUUACCGAAUGGGAUGAGGAUGAAUUGGAAGAAGUUGAAAUUUAUGGAGAAUAUGAGCGAAACGAUCCUGACUCCAUGUCUGGAAUUCAGCCCAAUUUUAAUGUAGAAGCUACGUACAGCGAGAGGGAGUCCAGAUCCAGAUCGACAGAUAUGGACAAUGACAGAAGAGUUGAAUUUCUUAGACGACAGGAACAGGAGGGCAAAUGGAAGUGUGAUUUUCCUGGUUGUACCUACUCUACCGUCCAAGAGAAAAACUUAAACAUUCAUGCAAAAUGUGCCCACGACCCAUCAAAUACACAUUUGUGUGAUUUUUGUAUCUGCCGAUAUAAAACAAAAUCACAACUGAGUCGUCACUUGAAAAUGUUUCACGGACUUUACGGUGGAACUCUAUCGACACCUAAUAUUGUUAAAGUCCUGGUGAAUGGUAAAAGUAAAUUCUGUUGCGAAGCUUGUGGAUACACGAAUCGUUCUGAGCACCCUUUGAGAGUACAUGUUCAUUCGGCCCAUGACCCGAACGGAAAGUUCAGCUGUCCGGAAUGUGUGUGUCAGUAUUCCAAAGGCAAUCAACUAACUCAACAUAUCUCAAUGGUUCACAAGAACAAGCAAGACGACGUGGAAAGAGGAAAUUCUACCCCAACGUCAGCAUCCAUCGCGACAAAAAUCUUGCCCAAAGCAACCAAUCCAUCCCCAAAGUAUUUGGUGACCUAUUCUGGAAAGAAGACAACUGGCCCUCAUUCCCAUGAACAGAUUGGACAAUUCAAAACUGAAACUGGAGUCUUUUCAUUCAACAAAGUCUUUACCAACAACAAGACGAUGUACACAUGUAGAUUCUGUGAAUACAUGACGAAAAAAAAAGCAACAAUUAUUACUCAUUCCAAGAGUGCUCACAAUACGAAUGCAAAAUUUGUUUGUCCAUAUUGUUCUUGUGGGUACGCAGCAGCUGCCCCGUUACACUUGCAUGUGGCAAGACAACAUCCAGAUAAACCGAAAUUGAGCAUUCCCAAAUCUAAGUCUGAAAAAACUUCACACCAAGUGCCCAAAGUGGUAGGAAAACCAGCAAAAGACAAUCCAAUAGUCUCACCAACUAAACGACCGUCCACUUAUGGUCACCAACAAAAGACGGAGAUUGUCAUGCCUCCUUCUGCACCGACUGCACCAACUGAUUCUUAUCGAUUGGUUUUCAGCGAUAACAAGAUGUUCUUCAAAUGUGAAGCGUGUGGGUUUCAGGCACGCGAUCUCCCUCUUACGAGCGCCCACAUUCAUAACACUCAUGGCCCUUCCGCAAAACACUUUUGCAAAUAUUGUACCUUCCGAUUUUCAUCUAGUGCAACGCUGGGUCUACAUGUAGCAAAUAGCCACCCCGAAUAUUGUCAAGAUACAGUAGACUCUGACGAGCCCGGAAUGGAAAUUCUUGCUGUCGAGGGUGUAAAUGUUUUUAGAUGCAAAUUGUGUACGUACGUGGUUCCUGACGGGAAAAAACUACGGCAGCAUAUUUUGGUUAGUCACGAUCCUAAUGGAACGUUUGCUUGUGGCCUUUGCACAUGCAGAUUUUUUUCGGUUGGACUCCUCAACGUGCACAAAUCUAAUUGUCAUCCAGAUAUGGAUGAAGUUGGUGAUGACGCUGCUGGUCUAGAUUCGCGAGACUAUGAAGACAUCCCAGCUGAAAAAACUCCACCUCGAAAAAAGACAAAUCCGAAAGCAAGUGCUACAAUGAAGACUAGCUAUUCUAUCCAGGUGGUCAAUAAUAAGCGCGUGUUUACUUGUGAUGGUUGUGGACAAAAUAGUCCGAAAGAAAAAGAAAUUAAAAGACAUAUCACGGCUGCUCACCACCCUAAAAAUAAAUUUAAGUGCCCGCAAUGCUUAUGCCGUUACGCCUUUUCCGCAGGCCUUAUGAAACAUAUAUCUUCAAAACAUAAGGCCGAUGCAACAAUGCCAAUAUUAUCACCAGCCGGGAUUAGCAAAGAUCGUCACCAGGUUUACAAACCUGUUGCUGAUGGAUUCAGUUCCAUAAUUAAUAAUGGGGUGCGUUCAUUUAAGUGCAACAAAUGUAAAUUCUCCACUUCAGAGGAAUGCAUGAUUGCAUCUCACAAGGGCCUUCAUUUAAUGUCGAAUAAAUAUCCCUGUCACGUGUGUUCAUACCGAUUUUCAACCAGCACAUUAUUAUUGCAACAUCAAACGGCUGAUCAUGAUCGUGAAAACUCGAGCAACGCCUCCUCUUCUAAAAAAAGCAAGGCUCCGACGCUAGUUAACCAAAAGAGUCCAGAAAUUAGUCUUGUUGGGUACAAGAAAGUCACUGUCGAGGGGGAGGGCAGCAGCUACCAGUGCACACACGCAGGGUGCAAAUUCACUUCCAAGUAUACCACACAUAUCAAGAGUCACGUUGCCGCAGCUCAUGAUUCUGCGCGAAGUCUGUGCUGUGGAUACUGCUCUUGCCGUUUUGAUUCACAAACCAGAUUGGACAAACACGUGAAAAUGUACCAUGCUAAUGUUGACCAAUCCAUAAUAGCACCUACUUCAAAAGAAGAUGAAAUUGACGAUCAAGACGUUGAGAACGAGGAGGAUGAAGAUGAGUUAUUUACGGGAGUUGCUGUUUUAAAAUGUCAAAUAAGUGGUUGUACAUUUGAGACUCCAGCAGACGAAGAAUUCGUUUUGGAAAACCAUAUGAAGAGUGCACACAGCCCAAAAGCCAAGUUCACGUGCUACAACUGUCCCUGUCGAUUCAACGACAAGGAUGCUCUGGACAACCACAUAAAGUCGAUGCAUAUCAGCCAUAAGUUGAACGACAUAAAUAACGAAGAUUCUAGCUCCAGCGACUGGAGGAGAUUCGAUCUCGAAGAAAGUGAAGCGACCGAACCAACCAGCAGCCAGCAUUCUAAUCCUUUCCAGUGCAAAUUUUGCGAUUUUGUGGCAGUCAACAAAUCCGGGUUCAUCACUCAUUUAACGGCCGCCCAUUCUGCAAAGAACCCCUUUAAAUGCGACCAGUGUUUUUGUCGAUUCAAAAGCCAAGGAGGACUAGGCUCACACCAAUAUAAAUGUCACUCUAAAAAGAAGCAACCAUCAUUCAAAGCACACACGACAAUGUUUGAGCGAAUGCAAGAAAAGAAAACAAGGGGUUUGCAGAAGCCUAAGAUUGCGCCUCCAGCCAAGGAGAACCAUAAUUGCCACUUGUGUUCUGCAUUAUUUAAUAAUGGCACUUCACUCAACUGGCACAUGAUUCGAGCACACGCUCAUCGAGUAAGUAACAGCUCAACUGAUGGUGCACGAUCGAAAGCACAAACCCCAAACAGCACCACUGAAGAUGUAUUAUCGAACAGUGCUAUUGCAAAGGCAGCGCGGAAGUAUGCCGAAGUUGAGGGGCCCGAUGACAUGCACUCUGACAGCGAGAAUGACGAUUUAUUUGAAAAACACAUUUUUAGUAAGAAGAAGGGAUCGUCAAAGUCUGACAUCAGCAGUGACACGACCCCUGUACAAACUCAUAUUUCGAAGCCAUCCAAUCACAAAAAGUGCUCAAAAUGUCCGUACACUGCUGCUCCUUCUCUUAUCGCACAACACGAAUCGAGAGCACACAUCGAAAACGGAAUAUCUUGCCCUUUCUGUACUUGUUCUUAUAAGUCAGAAACAUCUCUCAGACAACAUGUAGCUCUUUCGCACAAGACGCCAACGCGUAAGUCGUCAACGCCUGUUCACACCCGCGUUACCAGGAAUUCUAUUGAUUUACGAGAAAGGCAGAAGAUUUCUGUGCAGGAAACUGACGAUGUUUUGUCAACUCGACCUUCGACUUCCUCGGCAUCCAGAUCAGAGAAGGAAACUCCGGCAGCAAUUCCAAUAGCAAAGCUUCACAAAUGCUAUCUGUGUUCCUACACAUGUCGUCUCCCUGUUAAUUUGGAAGCCCAUAAAUUAACGGCACACGUCAAAGGUGGGUAUGUCUGUAAAUACUGCCCAUGUGCUUAUCGUACAAGCGCUGCGCUUAACAACCAUCUUAAACUCCGGCAUAAAAAGUACAUAUCCGUAGUACUGGCAGGAAGAGAAAAAAUGUCCUAUCAAAACGUUGAAGAGGACGACGGUUCGCAAUCAGAAGAUGACGAGUCAUCGUCCGAAUUGGCAUUGCGGUGUUCACAAUGCUCAUUCUCUACCAACCAGUCAGUCAAACUAACUGCUCACAUGAAUGUUGAACAUCCAAAUUCACCUAAUCUUGCAGCGCUGAACGAUUCAUCCCAAGAUUCAAGUAUAGCGGACGAAUUUUUUUGUUCCGAGUGUUCAUUCACAACGUCUUUAAGAAUAAAAUUGAAACGUCAUGAAGAAAAACACAAAAAUGCGCAGGAGCCGAAAAAUAAUACCCCACCUCAAGCUUCUGCGGCGAUUAGCGAUGAUGUAAGUGGAAAGGAGGAGGUACCAAGCAGGAGGAGUCUACGAUCUCGAAAACGCAAAUCAGACUGUCCAGAUAAAAAAGAAGAAGAACAAAGUUCUCAACAACAAUCCAAACAAGUGGCAAGUGUGGAGCCGAAAGCAAAACAAAUAAAAGUUCAACUAGAAGUGAUGAAUACAUUAAAGAGACCCCUUUCAACCCGAACAAGUACAAGACGAAGUGCUGAAGCGGCCAAGAAAGUAAUCGAUAGCGUCAUUCAAUCCGAGCAAAUAGAUGACGACGAGCUUGAUACUGUUGACGAAGCUGAAAAUAAGUCUGUGAAGAAAAGGAAGAAAUUGGACUCUGCUCCGCCAAGCAUUAUCUCAAUAUCAGAAGAAAAUGAGCAAGACACUAAUAUGGAAGACGAUGAAUUGAUUGAAAAUGAUACAACAGCUAGCCCCAAGAUCUCUAAAUCAGCACGACACGCGAAAGUAAUGAAACAAGUUAACGAUCGGCAGUCUUUAAAAGAAGUUGCAACAUUACAGCGUCCCACAGACCUUGUUAGAAAUGCAAAACAAAUGCAAGAAUCCAACAAGCGAACUGCAGGUCUUCGAGAAUUCAUGAGAUUUACGUGCUCCAGGUGUGCGCUCAGUUUCGACACGGUUCGACAAUUAACCUUUCACUUUCAUAGAUGCGAAGAAAAUUUUAAGGAAUUUACUUGUAAGCUUUGUGACAAUCAAGUAAGUUUUGGUACCUUGCUCAAACUCAAGGAGCACAUUUGGAGGAAUCAUUUGGUCGAAGAGGAUAGGCUAAAAAGCCAAUUAGACAGCACUGCUUCAAAAUCGUCCGAGCAAUGCCCUUACGUUUGUUCAUUAUGCAAGUUCGGCUUGAGUGACCGCAAGGCGUAUAUUUUUCACUUGAGCGUGCCACACUUGUUUCGUUGUAAAAAAUGUGCGUUUGUAUCUGGCACGAAAACCGUGAUGGACGAGCAUAAGCAAAAUAUACAUAAAAAACCGGACUUGCCCUCAGAUAAAGUCGUAGAAAAUGAGGAAGAGCCAUCGUUGCCCCCACCACCACCAGAUUCAGAUGAUAUUUUGAUCGUCUACGAAAGCACUGUACCCAUAUCAAAAGCAGUUGGGCGUGCUGAACGUCGUCGAAAAAUGGAGUCGAAGGAUUCAUCUUCAACGGAUACAGGAAAAUUACCGGGAUCACAAAAUGAAGAUCAGGAUAAAAAUGAAGACCAAAACAACGAGAAAACCAUGGAAGAUGAUGAACCGGAAGUAGGUGAGAGCUUGAUAUGUGACGAGUGCGGUCAUUUUUCCAUGACAUUGGAGGACGCCCAUGCCCAUAAUCAGGCCCUGGCGAAUAUUGAAAGCUUAAUUUGCUUCGUCUGUGGGUAUAUGGCGACUUCGCCGUGUGAUUCAAUUCUUCAUAGCCAGACUCAUCAACCUGAAGAUGACGAUGGCGAUGACGAUUCUACCGGCAUGGAAGAAUCUGAGAAAGAUCACGAAGAAGCUAACACAACAAUGGUUCCUGUACCAGAUUAUGAAAUCGAAAUAGAGUUUAAAGAUAGUCCAUGCCAGCUGGAAGGACUCGAUAUCGUUGACGUGCCUUUGGUGUCCGAUGACCAUGCCAAGAAUUUGGAGUCGGAUACAAAUCGUGUAAUUUUUAUCCAAAUGGAUAAUGCGGACAAUUAAAUUUCAUCCCAUUUAUAAUAUGCAAGACACUACAAAGACAAACGUGGUUAAAUGUAUUUAUUUUUAUUAUUAAGUUGUGCAAGACUGAUGCUAUUUUUAUAAGAAUAGCCAUAUCCUAUGUAAACGCUUAAUAAUAUCUACAUACUAAAUUUAAGUUUAAAAAAAAUAUCCCAACAAAGUAUGGCGAUUCGUUAAGAAAGUGCUGAUUAAUAUCUAAGUCAUGCGUAUUAUUUAUUAGUUCUCAACGACGUUUCAAACCUUUGGAACGAGUAUUUUUUGCUGAACCGAUUAAUUGAAAUGACAAUUAAAAAGGUAUGUUAUUUGAAAAAUAUUUCUAAUGAGGAUGUCAGCUCGGCAUCGAAAGUUUGCAUAAAAACAUUGAUUUAACGUAUUUAGUACUCGAUGGCUCGUGGCCAAAAUCGCCAAAAUCAGCACAUUUUUAAUCAUUCCUGGGCUCUGGGAAUUUAUUUUAAAAUUUGUACAGCAGGUUGUUGCCAAUUUUUCUAGAGUUUGGCAGUUUUUGAAGGAGGGAUCUCGAGGGUUUAAGAAUUCAGAGGAAUUUGGGCUCAUCGAAACUCACUGGCUGACCUUAAUUUUUAAAAAAAGCUCGCCACCAUUCUAGAUAUCAAUUUACUGACUAAAAUUUUACAAUAAAUUCCCAGAGCCGAGAAAUAAUUAAAAAUGGGUUGAUUUUGACCAUUUAUGCGAUGAGUCUUCGUCGUGACAUGUCUUGUGAGAAUUCAUGCAAUAAUUAUUUAUUCGUCCUUCAGAGUACUUCAGACUAUAGAUUCGGAGGCUUUUGUAUUUGCUCAGGUUUAUAUAUUUAAUCUACAUAAUUGAUAUCAAACGAUACCUUUUGCAAUGUCUGCGAAUUAUUGUAAUGAGGUGAUUUUCUGUUAAUAUUUGUGACAAAAUGUUACACCGUAAAAUUUUAAAUUGAAUCUGACCAUCAAAGUAAAUUAUUAAAGUUUAUUGUUUGCAAGACAUUUA